Sabethes cyaneus is the source of this 1902-nucleotide messenger RNA. RefSeq names its product F-box/LRR-repeat protein 7-like. Gene Ontology annotation, biological process: SCF-dependent proteasomal ubiquitin-dependent protein catabolic process. NCBI's taxonomy places the organism in Eukaryota, Metazoa, Arthropoda, Insecta, Diptera, Culicidae. The record is from RefSeq and is a predicted model, not a curated record. The transcript is spliced from 4 exons. Gene Ontology annotation, cellular component: SCF ubiquitin ligase complex. Gene Ontology annotation, molecular function: protein binding. The coding region runs from base 1 to 1902 and encodes 633 amino acids.
AUGAUGGACUUCUUCAUAGCUAGUAACCACAUAAAAAUGCCAACGCCUCCUCCGGAACCGGAGCCACCGGGCUUCAACGAUCUACCGAUGGAGCUACUGCUGAAGAUCAUGAAGCUGAUCACGCUAAACGAUCGCAUCGCCGCAGGAGAAACGUGUCGCCGAUGGUUCGAAGCGUCCCAUUAUUACACACCCUUUAACGAGCUGCUGAUAUUCCGCUUUUCCAACAUUAAUUUCUGCGACAACGAACCACCGAUCAAAACCUUUCUGGAGGGGUUUCGGAUUUUUCCGCGAAUCGAAAUCAUUUCGGUGACAUUCUACGGGAACAGUGACUUCUGGCCAGACUUUGGAGAGUUCAUUUUGGAGCUGACCAUUAGAAACUGUCUCAUUCGGGAUACGGAACUGUACUGGAUAUUGCAGCAUGUGCCUAAACUUAAAAUAUUGAGGAUCGAGUCGUGUGAUGAACUGUUCCGUAUGUGGCAUUUCGAUAAAAGUUUCUACUGCUGUGAAUCUCGGUUUGUGCUGGAACACCUGGUGGAUGUUUCGCUGGCGAAUAAUGAUUUUGUGAAUGAAAUGCACUUCAACUGGAUAAUGACAAUUGCUCCCAACAUAGCCCACUUGGAUAUAUCCAAUUGUUUUAAAAUGGUGACAGCUCAACGGCGCGUUCAAAUGGUUGAUCACGUGAUGCGUUUCAUCAAUAAUAAACGUUUUCAGCUGGAGACACUGAAAUUCAGUGGAACGCUCUCGAUCGAUGACAUCUGUCUCAGCACGCUGGCCAUGUUGGACGGUUUGGCCAUAGAAAGUUUAAGUCUUACUUUCUGCGACAAAAUUCCGCCGGCCAUUAUAGAUUUGCUAAGACGGCAGCCAGAGUUGAAGAUCACCCAAGCACUGCAAUUUAAAGUGAACAAAACCAAAAAGACUAUCAAAACUCCUGGUUUUAUCAGUUUUCUAACUAUGCAGCCGAAUUUGGUGCAUCUUGAUUUGUCAUCUUCACUGGGAGUUACGGACGAAAUAAUGGAACUAAUCACCAGCACUUUGCCAAAGUUGAGAACGCUGAAGCUUAGGAGAUGCAUUUUAAUCACGGACGAAGGCAUCAUGGAUAUUGUCAAGCUGGAACACUUGGAAGUGUUGGAUCUAUCCAACUGCGAGAAAAUUUCCGAUAAAGCUAUGUUCAAUGGUGUCAUUGGACGAAAAAUGAAGAAAUUGAAGGAACUGUACUUAUGCGAACUGCCCUACCUAAGCGACUACUCACUGAUCCAAGUCACGCUCAAUUUCGAACUGAUCCAGAUUCUCGAUCUGAGCAGCUCUCCGAAUGCUGCCACCGAUGCUACGCUGCAAUACGUCAACUUUUACCUGAUACAUUUGAGACGGUUGAUCUUGUACUGCUGCACAAGGGUGACCGAUUCGGGACUCACGGGAAUCGAUCUGCCGUACAACCCGUUGGAAAUAUGGGACAUUUCGGAAUCGUUUUCAAUUGAUCGACUGUUCAAGCUGAGGGUGCUCAAUCUGACUGGAUGCUACAAAAUUACGGACUUAUCACUAGAGAAAGGGUUUUGUUUUAGCGAGCUAAAGGAACUUCAUCUUGCCAGGUGUUCGUCAAUCACAGAAAAAGGUAUUGAAGCACUGGUGAGAAACAAUAAAUCGAUAGAAUAUUUAGACUUGAGUGAGUGUCCCCAGAUAAACGAUUACUGUAUCCAGCUGAUCACGGCCGAUCUGAAGCGUUUAAGAGUUCUAAAGGUGAAUAAGUGUCCACUGCUUACGGAUGAUAGUUUGUACUAUAUCAGUACCAACUGCCACUACUUGAAGCACAUUUCGUUGAACGGAUGCAUCAAGCUGAACCGGGCAGAAGAGCGCUUGUCCCGAUUAGGUACAAUGAAGACGAUCGAUAGUAAAUGCAUUAGCUAA